AUAUGUACUUAUAAAUAAUAUACUUUUAUUUUUUUUUUUUUUUGAAAUAUCCAAAGGAAAUCUAGAUGCUCUUUAUAAAACCAUUAAACAUUUUUAAGUCUAACAUUAUCUAAUUAAUCACAAUGUGUGGAAUAUUUUGUUCUGUCUCUAAAGGAUCAAAGGCUUGUAGCGAAUAUAAUAAUUGUCGGCCAGCACUACAAAAAAGAGGACCUGACAUUAAUUCACUUCAUGAAACUAUUAUUAAUGGAUACAUAACACAAUUCUCUGGUAAUACAUUAUGGAUUCAAGGAGAAUUUCCAACUAAACAACCAUUUAUAGAUGUUAAUGGCAACAUUCUUUUAUGGAAUGGUGACGUUUACAAAUGGAAAUUACCAAUGAAUACCUGUAUAAAAGAUAGUGAUACAAAAAUUAUAUCUGAUUUUUUGAGUAAUGGAGGUAACUUUGAAUUACUUAUCUCUUCUAUUCAAGGACCUUACUCAAUUAUAUAUUAUGACAAUAGUCAAAAAAUAUUAUGGGCUGGCAGAGAUCCAAUAGGUCGAAUCAGUUUAUUGUGGAACUUAGAAAAAGAAAAAAUUAUUAUCACUUCUGUUGGAUGUAAAGAUGUAGAAAAUUUAGAAGAAGUUCCAGCUAUUGGCUUGUUUAAAUUUGAUUUAAAAUCAAAUAAUCUUAAACCUCAACUUUUAAAAUGGACCCAUUCAACUUUAGAAUGUGAAUUUAGUAUUACUAAUGAAUUGGAAUACUUUAAACCUGUUAAUUCUCAGAAAACUAUUCUAGAAAAUUCUAUAUUAUAUAAAACCACUCAUUUGAAUAUGUCCGACUUGUUGUUAGACCCUGGGUAUAAUUUAAAUGUCAGUAAAUUAAUCCAUUUCUUAUCACAAUCAAUUGAAAAAAGAAGCACUAUAAUUCCAAAAGCGUGUAAACUAUGUAAUUUUAAAUGUGAUCAUGCCAAAGUAGCUAUUUUAUUUUCGGGUGGUAUAGAUUCAACAGUAUUAGCUUUUUUGGCAUCAAAAUAUGUUGAACCAGAUGAACCUAUCGAUUUGUUAAAUGUUUCAUUUGAAAAACUAUCAGAUUUAAAUAACUAUAAUGGUCCUGACAGACAAACAUGUUAUGAUACAUUAGAAGAAUUAAAAAUACUUUGUCCUAAACGGUGUUGGAAUCUAGUUGAAAUUAAUGUUCCAUUCAAUGAUCUGAAACAAAAACGUUUAGAUGUAAUCAGACAUCUUAUUUAUCCACUGAAAACAGUAUUAGAUGACAGCCUUGGUUGUUCUCUAUGGUUUGCAUCACAAGGAAUUGGAAUCUGUAAUGGAAAAUCAUAUAAAACACCCGCCCGCGUACUAUUAUCUGGAAUGGGAGCAGAUGAACUUUUAGGAGGUUAUACCAGAUAUCGAAGAAUCCUUCAAAGACAAGGUUGGGAAAAAUUAGGUGAAGAAUUUAAUAAUGAUUUUUUUAAAUUACCGUCUCGUAAUCUUGGUCGUGAUAAUCGUGUAUGUUGUGACCAUGGUAGACAAUUACGAUUACCAUUUUUAGAUGAAGACUUGGUUGAAUUUGUCAGAGAUCUAAUGCCAUGGGAAAGGUGUUGGCCUAAAGAACCUUACUCUAAUAGUUUUGGAGAAAAAUUAUUAUUAAGACUAGCAGCUUAUAAAAUUGGACUUAUUAAAACAGCAUUUUUAACUAAAAGAGCAAUGCAAUUUGGUUCAAGAAUUGCAAAUAAAAAAGAGAAUGGUAAUGAUUUAAGUGAUAGAUUGUAAAUUAA
Molecule: messenger RNA, 1753 nt
Organism: Daktulosphaira vitifoliae (grape phylloxera)
Lineage: Eukaryota; Metazoa; Arthropoda; Insecta; Hemiptera; Phylloxeridae
Product: asparagine synthetase domain-containing protein 1
Exons: 7
Coding region: 123-1748 (541 amino acids)
Molecular function (GO): asparagine synthase (glutamine-hydrolyzing) activity
Source: RefSeq, a predicted model, not a curated record